GACAACGGAGAUGGGCCACGGAAUCAUGGACUCCGGAGCUACGAAGACCAUCGGCGGCAUCGAGGCGGUGGAGGCUUUGAAUGAGCUGCUCAUCGCCAGGGGUCAUCCGCCGAUGGAGGUGGACCUGAUUGACCGCCCAGUGUACAAGUUCGGGAACGGCGAGGUGAAGCGGGUCCUCUGCCGGGUCAAGUUUAAGUUGCAGGUCAAGGGCGUGUAUGUGUCUUUCCUGGUUCAUGCAGUCGACGCUCCGGGGAUUCCCAUUUUGGUGUCCAUUGAGACGCUGAGGCAGCUCGGAGCCGUGAUCGACUUCGAGGCCGGCAUCGGCGUCUUCAAGAGCAUCGACCCGCACAGGAUAAUUUCUUUCCAGAGGUCCAGGACUGGCCACCUCCUGAUCGACUUGACGUGCGAUCUCCUGGGCGACGUCGGGGUCACCGACAGGCCGGGGGAUUGCAUCUUGAGCCGUGGCGUGGCUUCGCUUUCUAGCCAGGCGCCGCUACCAGCGCUUGGAGACACUGACGAGGAGGCGCCAGAGUUUGCGCCAUGUUCAGGCUCCAAAAUGGGCUCCGAGUGGGACCUCGAGGAGCUCUGCGGGAACCCGGUCUACUACCUCCUGUUCGAGACGGGCAACUCUCGGGACCUCACAGAGUGGUUCGAGGGAGCGUCUCUCGAGAUGCACGGUCACCCUCACACCUCGACGAUGCGCAAGGCCGAGCUUCAGACUGAGCUAUGCCAGUGGGACGAGGACUGCCGCCACAUGACGGUGGAGAUGCUCCGUGCCAGACUGCGGCAGAUCCACAGGGCGAUGCCCAUCGAGAUGAGGCCGACGUCCAUGCACAAGAAAAAGGCGGAGUUGGUGAAGGACGCGGAGGAUGUCGGAUGCGUACUCACAGGCAAGGAGACAAAAGGGGACCUGCAGAUCCUGAUCGUCGAGAGGUGCAAGGAGCUAGGUGUCCAGGUCAGCCCCUCCGAGAUCAUCCCGUUCGGCAGGCACCGCGGCAAGACGUACCUCCACCUGUUCGAGAAGGAGCGCGAAUAUGCGGGCUGGUUGGUGAGCAUGAAAGACCCGAGGUUCAAGAAGCUGACCGACUGGUUGAUCUCCAAGGGUGUGAAGGCCGAGGACAUGAUGAACAAGGAGAAGUUCGAGCUUCCGCAGCCGGAGGUGAAGUACGAGAAGUCGGAGAGCCCAUGGUUCGUGGUCAAGGAUGUCAAGGAAGAGAGCGCACAGAGGAUCCCGAACCGUCCGACGAUGAAGAGGUCGUGCCGCGAGGAGCAGGUCAGGAUGGAGGACGUCAAGACCAGGGAGGACCAGAUCAUCGACCUGCUGGGGGACAUGAAGAACCAGAUGCACGCGCUGACCUCGAGAGUGCAGAAGGCGACCUGGCUGGCGGGGCACCUGGACAAGAGCGUUACGCCGGCGUGGUCGCUCCUGACGGACACUGCGAAGGUCAAGCUAAUGGAGAUCUGCUGCUCACCAGCAUCGGGUCUAACCACCUUCAUGGAGCAGGUUCUGCAGAGCCGUAAGAAGUCCAAGAGGUUGAUCAGGAACUGCCUGACCCUCGUCAUGGAUCAGGUGGCAGAUCAAGGACAUGUACACUGGGAGUGGCCGAAGGACCUCUCACCUUACCGCUGGCCCGAGCUCCGUCAAGUUUUCAGAGACGCUGAAAUGCAGCCCACGGUGUGUGACGGCUGCAUGCUCGGGGUCAAGGCCAUAGACACGGGUUUACCGAUGCAGAAGCCGUGGGAGAUUUGGUCGACGUCCAGUGUCCUCCGUCAGCGUCUGGCGGUGCGGUGCGAUGGACGCCAUUCUCACUCUCCGUGCGUAGGUGGAGCCAGGACAGCGGCCACGGCCUACUAUCCUGACGAGUUCGUCCGAAGAGCAGUCAGAGCGAUGCUACACGAGCCGGGCUACCUGGAGAUCAAGCGGCACAUCGAAGAGCAGGAGGGUGAGAACGACCUGGAGCUGGGCUACGCAGUCUCGAAGUCUGACGCAGAGAUCGACGCUGACACGCUCAGAAAGGUGGAGAUUUCAGCUCGACGUAUCCAUGCAGCGUGUGGUCACUGCCCGUUCGCCCAGGUGGCUAAGUCUUUGGCAGCCAAGGGAGCAGACAAGCGGAUCAUCGACCAUGUCAGGCAGAUGCGUUGUUCAGCUUGUGACGAGAGUCAGAAGCACUGUCCGCCUCGACCGGUGGGGUCAGCUGACGAAGUUCCGAAGAAGUGGGCAGUGCUUCAGAGCGAUCUGGCUGAAUGGGAGGAUCCAUGUACUCAUGAGAAGUUUAAGAUUGUCCUCUACCUGGAUAUGGGAAGCCGACUGGGAGUAGGUCAAGCUCAUUGGCAGAUCGGCGGGGUCGAGAGGCUCAUCAGUCUCAUCAAGGAUACCAUGACGGUGUUGGCGAAGGAGCAUCCUGGAAGAUCAUGCGAGGAGUACCUGGCCAGGGCUAUGGCCGCGUACAACGAGUUCGACCGACACCGGGGUUUCUCACCUCUUCAAGUGGCACUGGGACGAGCGCCAGAUCUAGAUGGUGCGUUCGUCGACGUUCCGGGUGACCCGAUCAACCUUCCAGCUCUGGAAUCAGAGGCCGUAGACACAGAGUUCGGGAACAAUUUCCAGCUCAUGAGGAAGGCUCAGGAGGAGCUCUUGAGGUGGAUUUAUGGCGAGCGAGCUAGGCGUGCAGCACAUGCCAGAUCUCGACGCCUUCGAGUCUACACACCCGGCACCCUGGUCUACUACUUCAGGAAUCCGAAGAGCAGCUCUAUGACUGGACGUUUCUACGGACCCGCACGCGUGCUGGCGAGCGAGACUGUCCACCGGCACGGUGAAGCUCAAGCUCGACCGAGAGUGUGGCUAAACGCGUGUGGGCGGCUCAUCAGGUGUGAUCCGUGUCAGCUGCGAGACGCUUCGGAUCGCGAGAUUGCCGAGCAUGACAUACUGCAUGGAGCUGAACUGCCGUGGACAUUCAACCAACUCACGAGCAACCUGAGACCAGGCCAGUACGAGGAUCUGGCGGAGGACAAGUCAGCCAGGCAGUUGGCGAAGGACGAGAAGGAGCAGAGUGCAUUGCUGGUCGAGAGCGAGUCAGAGUCUUGCUUCUGGGCCAAGGAAGAUAGCGCCGUCGAGAUCGAGAUCACUCUUCCGGAAGGAGCCAGGGCCUGCACGGCAGUGCGAGACCUUGGAGCUUUCGUGGCCACUCAACUGCGACGACAGAGAGCUGAGGUACGAGAACGAUCUUUGUCGGCUGACGACCUGGCGAAGUUCAAGAAAGCCAAGUCCAAGGAGGCACAGGAGUGGAUCAAGGAGAUGGUCCUGGAGGCUUUGCCCGAACAUGUACGAGUGCCAGCCGAUCGCCUCAUGCGGCUUCGGUGGGUCCUGACGUGGAAAAUCGAUCCAUCAGAACCUGGCGGACGAAAGGCAAAGGCUCGUCUGGUUAUCCUAGGCUAUCAGGACCCCGACCUGACCACCGAGGAAUCAUAUGCACCAACAGCCACCCGGACAGCCAGGCAGGUCUUCCUCCAGAAGGCGGCACAUCUACGAAUGCGGGUGGCCAAGGGCGAUGUCAAGUCGGCGUUUCUACAGGGUGAGGAUCUGGAUCGUGACCUAUUCGUGAGGCCGACCGGAGAUAUCGCGGAGUUUCUUGGCCUUCGACCCGGACAAGUGGCAAUCCUCAAGAAGUCAGCGUACGGUCUGGUGCAGGCUCCUCGGGCGUGGCACCAAGCAGUGAACAAGAAGUUGCAAGAGCUGGGUUGGCGACAACUGGAGUCAGACCCGUGUGUGUGGAUCCUGACGCGGUUCAUCUCUGAUGGCCAACCUGAGUACAUCAUCGGGAUGGCGUUGUCACGUGUUGAUGACUUUCUGUUUGCAGGUCGUGACGGAGAUGAUGUGUGGGCUCAUGCUAAGAAGUCAAUCAUGGACGCUUUCCGAUGGACCGAGUGGGAGUACGGCAAGUUCACGCAGUGCGGGGUGGACAUCUACCAGCGCGAGGACUACAGCUUUCGGUUGGAUCAGAAGACCUACCUGGAGCAGAUCGUGGAGAUCGAGGUGCCUCCCGACCGGAGGCGACAGCCAUCGUCGCCCGUCACAUCAUCAGAAAAGAGUCAGUUCAGAGCGGCCACGGGUAGUCUCCAAUGGAAAGGUACGCAGACAGGGCCAGACAUCCUAGCAGAGCUGAGUCUGUUGCAGAGCAAGACAGAGUCGUGCACCGUAGAGGACCUCCUGAAGGUAAAUAAGUUGAUCAAGAGAGCCAAAGAGGGUAACAACAGAUUCCUGGAGGUGUUUUCGUUUCCCGAGAAGGAGUCGUUGGCGGUCGUAGGCUGGGGUGACGCGGCGUUUGCGAAUCGAAUCUUCGAGAUCCCUGGGCCCAAGUUCGACGAGUUCCUGGGUGUCUGGUCACGGACUCGAAAAACCUGUACGACAGAUUGA
Molecule: messenger RNA, 4414 nt
Organism: Prorocentrum cordatum
Lineage: Eukaryota; Dinophyceae; Prorocentrales; Prorocentraceae
Source: the annotation of a GenBank genome assembly